AUGGAAGUGAAUGGUGAACCAGAUAUAGCUGGUAUUUUCAGCGCGGCUUUAAUGCCAUUGAAAGAUAUGAAACAUGCAGAUAUUUUGGACCAGUAUGAAAUGAACAUGGCUGAUGGAAAUAUAACACCUGACGUUCUAGAACAUUUAUCUCAAAGAACUACACAGAACCAUAGAGAUGGUAUAUUUGGUGAAGAGUUUAGAAAGAAAGUUAGGGAGAUAGAAGGAAGAGAACCUAUUGUACAUGACCUUGCAAACGAAAGUUUACAAAAUGUCAUAAAAACUUACUUUGCAGACAAUGAACUGAGAAGGGAUGAAUAUUUAAGAAAACUCAAAUGGACAGUACCAAAUGAAAUGUUAGUAUUGAAAAACAUGUUCCUUGACAAAAUAAAACCAACUACAGAAAUAAAUGACGCAAGACUGAAACAUUGGGUAAAAGCUUUCCCAUUCACAAAAGAUAUUAUUGGUAACAUGGAAAGAAAACCAGAAUGGCUACAAAAACAUAUAUUUGGAAACGAGCUUAUUCCAUAUGGACAAGCUCUGUUUGAAGAGCUUGAACCGGAAACUCAGGAAAGAGUCAUGCAAACAAUACGCGAAGACUCAAAUACAAACUAUGACAAAAUCUUUCUAGGAUAUAGGUUACCUGAGAUGGGCGACCAGAGCCCAAAGGCAAAAAGGACACGUGAAAUUUACAACAUACUAGGUGAACAUGAGGCAAAGAUGCAACAACUUGAAGCAGAGGGCAAGUUACCAAAAGCGACACCAAAGAAGAAGAGUAGAACAAAGUAA
Trichomonas vaginalis G3 is the source of this 786-nucleotide messenger RNA. RefSeq names its product protein of unknown function, DUF4106 family. Lineage: Eukaryota; Parabasalia; Trichomonadida; Trichomonadidae. The record is from RefSeq and is a predicted model, not a curated record. The transcript has a single exon. Bases 1 to 786 code for a protein of 261 amino acids.